Messenger RNA from Cryptococcus wingfieldii CBS 7118, 675 nucleotides. RefSeq lists its product as hypothetical. Bases 1 to 675 code for a protein of 224 amino acids. NCBI's taxonomy places the organism in Eukaryota, Fungi, Basidiomycota, Tremellomycetes, Tremellales, Cryptococcaceae. The record is from RefSeq and is a predicted model, not a curated record. The transcript has a single exon.
AUGACAGGCCACACCAUCGUCGUCGGCACCUCUCUCUCCAAGCUCACCCCCCAAGGCACCGUCGGCGACGGCUUUGACGUCCAUGUCGCGAUCGGCAUCACCAAGAGCGGUGCACAACCGUCUGACAAGGCCAAACCCCAGCACGCCGUCAGCGAGUUGACCGCAAGGACAGUUUGUCAUACCGUACUGAUGGCGAUUUCGCUGGUUUCUGCCUGUCACGAACUGACUAUUGCAAACAUGGACGAGAAGACAAAAGCCGGUACGGACCUCGCUCAACUCGAACGACAGUGGCAGAUGCUGGUCUACGAAAUGGCCUGGAAGACAUGCACCAAAGACGGUCGAAUGAAGAUGGGCCACAACGUCGAAUUCUCAAAGCUGACUACUUGCCGGGCGUUUGAUAAAGCUGUCGGGCUGCAAUCAGCCCAUCCCAAGGCCUUUCUCAGCUUCCUGCGCCUUCGCUACAAGGUCCGUCCGAAUCCUCUGCUGAGCCCAAAGGUCUUGACCGAUGUGCGUGCAUGGGGCACCAACUCGGCCAAGAGGAUCAAACAGUGGGUCGCUGAAGAGCCAGAAAAGAGAGAUGUGGUCGAGUAUAUUGAGCAAGUGAAUGAUCCAUACGUGACAUUCUUUCUGGCUCGCGGUGCCAUUAAGGAGGCAUUAAAGAGUCAAAAGGAUUGA